Aspergillus fijiensis CBS 313.89 is the source of this 995-nucleotide messenger RNA. RefSeq lists its product as uncharacterized. The record is from RefSeq and is a predicted model, not a curated record. NCBI's taxonomy places the organism in Eukaryota, Fungi, Ascomycota, Eurotiomycetes, Eurotiales, Aspergillaceae. The transcript is spliced from 3 exons. Bases 317 to 868 code for a protein of 183 amino acids.
CCUCCUCACAAGCCGGGGUUCUUUAUGACUCAGACCAAGAACGCCUUGUAGCCACGGUCAUUGUUUAUCGGACUUCUUUGGUUCGUGGUUCAUUACUCAGACUCAGGACCCUUCCUUCUCGCGCCUUACGCCGGCCAGCCUUGUUUCCCUGGCUUUAUAUCCCUUCACUCCUCAACCCCCAUCACUUGGAGCUCGUCCAGGCAACCACCACUCAUUCACUCUCCGAAGCGUGUACUACACGUCUCCUCAGACCCAGUCACAGCUCGUUCACCAUACCACAUCGCUUGACAGACAGCGUGUAACUCCGUUGACCGUCAUGUCCGAAUCCCUGCUUGAUAUGCGUCGGGCGGAUAAGGAGGCGAAGCGGGCCCACGACCACAAGGCGAAAUGGGCUUACGGUAGUCGACGUGCUCGUACUGUUCCUGACCCCCUCUCGUCCGCCCUUCCUUCCACUCGCCCAGCGAUGCCGAUCACCCAUAGCAUGAACUUCACACGUGCCCUGCGGUUCGAUCGCGAGAGAGAGUCCAACCAUCUGGCCAGCGAUGCGAAGAUAGCCCUUCGCGCCGAUGUCCGGGAGGCCCUCGAGAGUGGUCCGUCCGACUCUUCCGGUGAUGAUGUCGCCGCCCCGGGAUCAGUCACUCGAAUCCAAGAGGAGCUCGAGGACAAGGAUGGCUCUUUGCACGACUAUGACGUUUCGGGGCAGACUAUACUCUCAGACGCUGUGAGCAAGGCGGUUGAGAAGUUUGAGAUCAAGGAGACAGAGAAGAUCAUCAAGACGUAUGAGAUAAUCUCUCGCGAGAGCGAGACCGCUAUCGGUUAUCUGGCGGAUGAUGAUGACUUCGAACUGGUGGACCACGUCCAUCCUUGAGUCCUGGUCUUACACUCUCUUACUGUUUUUCUAGCGUCAUGAUCUUUUCGGAUUGGAGUUGGGAAUCAACAACUCAGGUGUAUUCUUUUUGCGCUGAACUUUUGGUUGAUUGUAUCAUCAUCAUUCA